AUGUCGUCCUACGAAGACAAUUUUACCAAUAUUCCCCCCUUUCCGGACAACGUUGUCACCGCUCCUCUACUUCGCCUUUCUUUUGACAAACUGCUGAAAAAUGACGAAAGCGAAGUCGAACGUUUUUGUACUGCCUGCGAGGAUCUGGGCUUUUUCUACCUAGAUUUCAGGGGCACGAAUCAAGGCAAUACAAUACUCGACGAAGCAGAUCAACUCUUCGCUCUCGGUGAACAGCUCUUUGAUCUUGAUUUAGAAGACAAGAAGAAAUACGAUUUUAGCAAGCAAAAUUCGUAUUUCGGCUACAAAGCUGCUGGAGUAGCCGUAGUUGACCGAAACGGAAAUCCUGAUCGCAAUGAAUUCUACAAUGUAUCGAAGGACGACAUUCUUGAUGUUGCUACUCACUGGCCCGCGCCUGAUGUGUUGAGCCAGUCCAAGCCCUUGCUCAAAUCGUUCAUGACCAAUGCCCACUCCAUUGUUAACCUUAUCCUCGACCUACUAAAUGGUCAUUUGGGACUGCCUGCCUCGACGCUCGUCAACAUGCAUCGCCUGAACCACGCCACAGGCGAUCAAGUGCGCUUUAUCAAAGCGCCACCGCAGCCGGUGGACGAUCGGCGCGUUGCUCUCGGGCAGCACACUGAUUUCGGUAGCGUGACCGUCCUUUUCAACCGUGUUGGUGGCCUACAAAUCCUCCCACCCGGCAGGGACUCAGAGUGGUGUUAUGUCCGUCCUCUUCCAGGCCAUGCGAUCAUCAACCUUGGUGAUGCCAUGGUCAAGUUCACAAACGGCCUGCUCAGAUCUAAUAUACAUCGAGUUGUGUCUCCUCCUGGACUUCAGGUAGACACUACACGGUACAGUCUUGUUUACUUCUCGCGCCCCGAGGAAGAUGUACUCUUGAAACGGCUGAGUGGUAGUCAAAAAAUCCCCCCACUUGCAGAAGGUGUUGUCGAAGAAGACAUCAAGAGCAAAGACUGGAUUGUUCGGCGAGGCUUAGGCAACAGGAUUGAUUUACACAAGGAAAUCGAUUAUGAAAAGAACAUGGGUACCGAAUUGCAAAGUCAACGACUUGGCACAUAG
Molecule: messenger RNA, 1074 nt
Organism: Ophidiomyces ophidiicola
Lineage: Eukaryota; Fungi; Ascomycota; Eurotiomycetes; Onygenales; Onygenaceae
Exons: 2
Coding region: 1-1074 (357 amino acids)
Molecular function (GO): dioxygenase activity
Source: RefSeq, a predicted model, not a curated record